GAGGAGAAGAAGGAGAAGGAGAGAGAAGAAGGAGAAGAAGUAGAGAGAAGAACCGGAACAACAACAACAUGACCGGAACCACUUGCCGAUUGCAGAAAAAAAAAAAUUGUAAUAUUGACUGAAUUACGACACCAACUCCGUCCCAAACAUGUUAAGCCUGGAGACCCUCGAGAGUCAGAUAUCUGCUCUGAUGGAGGCCGAGGUGGAGGUGACGGUGACGGAGCUCCGCAGACUUCUGGAGGAGUGCUCGGCCAUGCCGGCCGCCCGGCACCGCGCUGCUCCUCCGGUGUCGAGGGUGAAGAGCGAGGACGAGAGCGAAGUGACUCCGGCGGAGGAGAGGCGCCCGUUUAAUGAAGCCGUAACGGGCCAGUUUGCAUCCCUCAUGGAAACGUGGACCAAAGGUGCGGUACGGAAAAUACUGACGAUGUUGAAAGGGUCCGUGUGUGAGGCCGAGGACGGUCCUGGUGCAGAGCGGAGGUCUGGGCCCGAUGGCGAGACCAAACGGGCGAGCGCCAAGACGAGAAUGGGGCGACUGGCCGGGCCGAAAAGUCAAUCUGCGACAAGAAGCUCUCGACAGAAGAGAAAGAAAAUGGAGGGAGGAUCCAAGCCGGCACCGAAAAAGCCGAAUGACCACAUAUAUUACAGAGAAGAGCAAAAUCCAGAAGAACCAACAACAGCAGCGGAAGACUCUGAAUCAGUGACCACACCUGCGGAUGCGGCCACACGUGAGAGUAACUCUGGCUCUCCGUCUGUACCUGACGCCAUGUCAACAGAGGCCGCCUCCGAUGUGAGCGAGGAAGAGGAUACAGGCUCUUUGACUGCCGCAUCCAAAAUGAAGAAGAAGAAGAAGAAGACCACAGUGCCAUUGAACUGCCCUACUUGUGACAAAACCUUUGCCCUGAAGUGUAUGCUGGACAGACACCACCUGACUCACACCAAACCACACCUCUGCGCCGAGUGCGGGAAAUGCUUUUCUGAGAAACAGGGGCUCGUUGCGCAUUCCAGGAGCCACACCGGGGAGAAGCCCUACGAGUGCUCCGACUGCGGGGUAGAGUUUGCCUACAAAUACACCUUGGCCCGUCACAUGCGCCGGCACAGCCUGAAGAAGCCGAGCGCCCGCACGUGCGCGCUCUGCGAGAGCCAGUUCAGCAGCGCGCUGGAGCUCCAGCGGCACCGGUGCGGCGCCCUGAGGAAGACGUUCGUCUGUUCGCUCUGCCUCGAGGCCUUCGAGUGCAGGAAGAGCCUGGCCGAUCACGAGAACCUCCACUCCGGAGUCCGAGACUUUGUCUGCGAGGUAUGCGGCGAGAGCUUCUUCUCGUCCUCGUCCCUGACCACCCACCGGGUGACCCACGGCCAGAAGGACGACUGCUGCGACGUGCUGGGCCUCGGAUCGAGCGACGCCGGCGUCCUCAAGAGUCACCUGAGCAAGCACACCGGGGAGAAGCUCUUCUCCUGCGAGGUCUGCGGUAAAGGUUGCAGCCACCGGAGCGCCCUGAAGCACCACAUGCUGACCCACACGGGAGAGAAGCCGUACGUCUGCGAGACCUGCGGCAAGCGCUGCGGCCACGCCAGCGCGCUCCAGAACCACAUGAGGAUCCACACUGGGAGGAAGCGCGGGCAGCAGCCGGUCUGCGGCGUGUGCGGCAAGAAGUUCCGCUGCACGGUCAAUCUCAAGUACCACAUGAGCAUCCACACGGGGGUGAAGCCGUACGCCUGCGACCAGUGCGACAAGAAGUUCAGCAACCCCAGCAACCUCAAGAUCCACGCGGCGAUCCACUCGGGGGAGAAGCGGUACGGCUGCAACAUCUGCGGCAGGCGCUUCACUCAGUCCAUCGGCCUCAAGCUGCACAGGCGGGUCCACACGGGGGAAAAGCCGUAUUUCUGCGCGGCCUGCGGCAAAGGGUUCAUGCACUGCAGCGACUUCAAGAAACACCAGAGGGGUCACCUGCCAGAGGAGCCGACUGAAAAUACUGCCACGAAAAACUAAAGCUUGUCAUCGGCGUACUUGUACGCUUACGUACUCUACAUGGAAACGGGGCAAUAAAUGCUGUGAGGUCAUGUGUUGGAACAUUGCAGACUUCAUUGCAAGUAUAUAAUUAUCUAGAUUGGCCAAAAACAGUGAAACCCUGAAACACUCAGCAGGGCUCGACGGUCAUUGGCUCUUCAGCUGUAUGUGGGAGGGGUUUCAGGGUCAGACUGGAGGUCAUCUAUGAAGAACUUGAUAAAAGGUGCGCCCGCUGCUAUUUUGUACACCAGUAACUGUGGUUGCCCAAGUUAACUAACAACCCAAAUUCUGCAAAGUAUCAGAUAAAAACACAAAUUUCAAAGAAUUUUGUCUGGUUACUAUAAUAAAGCUUUUAUUAUUCAAUGUGGCAUUUUCACUAUUAAGGCGUCUAACCAAGAUUACGAUAUUGUAACCCUAGUUCUGUGAGCACAGGCUCUGCCAUAGAGUCCAGUAGAGGGUGGAGCCUGUUUGAGUCUGAACUGGAUAGUUUCUUGAUUACACAAAAUGUAAGGUGACUAAAAAUGGAAACAAUAUUUUCAGUCAUGACAACCAGACGCUGUUGCCUUUUUAAGUCUACACCAGGAAGUUGAGCCAUCCAUUUGUGUUUUUUCAAGUUAGAUUCUUUGUUUGGUUUGGUUUGGUUACUUUAUUGUAGCACCAAGAUUUCUCUUCGUCUGGCCUAAAAAGCCCAAACACAUCCAAACAGCCGCGGAUCGCGUACCAGUUAACGUGACUGCCUCCAAAAUGUCCCCAAAGUUACCACUGUGGUCAAACUGACUUCUGAAAAGGUGAACGCAUUAAAGUUUGUUCUUCACCAGUAAA
Molecule: messenger RNA, 2827 nt
Organism: Cyclopterus lumpus (lumpfish)
Lineage: Eukaryota; Metazoa; Chordata; Actinopteri; Perciformes; Cyclopteridae
Product: zinc finger protein 345-like
Exons: 5
Coding region: 149-1987 (612 amino acids)
Cellular component (GO): nucleus
Source: RefSeq, a predicted model, not a curated record